This is a messenger RNA of Trichobilharzia szidati, 1917 nucleotides long. NCBI's taxonomy places the organism in Eukaryota, Metazoa, Platyhelminthes, Trematoda, Strigeidida, Schistosomatidae. The record is from the annotation of a GenBank genome assembly.
AAUCUACCAAGUUGCUGUAGGUGAGUGAGGUGAGGCGAUGAACUACAGAAAAGCUAAUCGAUGACCAAGAGGCGUUUCCUCAAUAUCAAGAAGCGAGCUGAAAGAAGUCUAUUUGUUUCAUACUAGCUCGUGAAAAAUGCGCUGUAUAUCAUGCAUUGAACAUUGGGCUUUGGAGCAUAGUUCAAAACAUUUGCUUCCGCUGAAAUGGACGAGAGGACUCCUCUGGUAUCUGCUGUCCCGGAUACUCGUGUAGGCCCUUCUGCCACCCGACCGGCCAUCGAGAGGGCAAUUACAAGCGAUGGUGAAUCUCAGGCUACUGUGAAUUGUCAAGUAUGCCGGCAAGUUAUAACGUUUUCCCCUCGUGAGAGGCAAAUGGUUGUUCGAUGUCCUCACUGCUCUGAAGCUACGCCCAUCAAAGGUCCACCUACAGGGAAGCAAUAUGUAAGAUGUCCGUGCAACUGUCUACUGGUGUGCAAUGAGUCCACAAGCAAGGUUGGGUGUCCUCGUCCAGAAUGUCAAAAAGUCAUCGUUCUUCGUGAGGAGGAUGGUAGUGGUAAUCGAGGUUUACAUGUCCAAGGUACACAUGGAACGUUUGGUAUCCCACCAAGUCUGCGUUUAACUUGUGGAAGUUGCAAUUUCCCAUUUUCUAUACCAUCCCCUGAAACCUUGUCUGGUCGUACAAAUGCACUAAUUGCAGUCUUGUCUGGUAGAAAUGCCUCUGAGGCAGCCGGUCUGAUAAAAGCAAAAUGUCCACAUUGUCACAAAGUCACGUCUGUCGGUCCAGCCUACGCUCGUUCACGUUGGAUCACCUUUACUAUUUUCACUGUAAUCGCCUUGAUUAUAGCAAUCAGCGUAACUGCCGGGACCGCCGAAGCAGCAAAAUCAAACAGUGCAUUAUAUUUCCUUUGGUCGGUUCUCUAUCUGAUCGCUCUAGCUCUGUUUGUAAGAGCCGUGGUGUAUAUGAUCAUGCCAGUCAGUUCAGUAGAAGUGCCUACUUUACAAAUUUAACGAUCACACCUGCUUCGUUGCCAAUGUGUGACUAUGACAAAUUUACCAAUUGUCAAUGUGAAGCAUCCUCUUUGAAAGAAAAAACAAAGCAACAACUCAUAAAUGAAAAUUGAUCAUUAGGAUCUCACUGAUUUUUUACUUACACACACACACACACACACACACACAAUUUGAACUCCUCCCCACCCUAUGUCCCCUACCAUGUAACUACCAGUGUCGCAAUAACACAUUUUUGAUUGUAUUGUUCCAAACAUUCGUGUGGUUGUUUAUUGUUGCGUAUGGGAAACAACAACAGCAAAAGAAAAACAGACAGAACCACUAACAAACUGUGAAAUCUUCACUACUCUUAAUUUCGUUCAUUCAGUCAUUAUUUUGUUUGUCUUUUUUUUAUUAUAUUUAUAUAUGAUUUGGUAGAUGGAAUAAGAUUGAAUGAUAAUGACAAUAAUAAUGAUAAUAUUAAUAAUCGAAAUAUUUUUUUCCGGUGAAUUUUCUGUGUAAUUAUUAUUGUUUGUCCAUCUCUCUCUACAUUAACAAAACUUGAUCAUUGUAUGCAGAAAAAAAUGAACGAUAAUAUAUGAAUGAGAUAAAAAAAUAUGCACACAAAAUGUACAAUUUAAACAAAAAUAUGCGCAUAUAUACAUAUAUGUGUGUGUGUGAUACUGGUGAAUCUAUCUUUAUUCUGUGUUUAUUCACCUAAUGACCGACUGGAGCACUUCUAUUAACAAAACAUAAUAUACACAUGCUGUCAUAAGAAAUCCUGUGCUACUGCAGUUGUCAAUUGAUCAUUUAUUCUUUGAUUGGUAUUUAAUUGCAUUCAUUAAAAUCAGCUGGAGUUUUUUCAACUACUAUUCUUUUAUUUGUGCUACUUCAUUGGUACAGUUCAAUCUAUUUAAAAGAUUAUUAUCAUAA